GUGUGUGUGUGUGUGUUGAAUGCGUGAACGGAAGUGGUCUGGACGGCUUGAGCACGAGCAAGCGUAUCGCACACGCACUGGGUUAAAAUGGCCAAUACAACCAAGCGCUUUGGCCAUGACUAUGCUCUGCUUUGUGAGCAGUAUGGGGCUCGACCCCUCCCGGUGCGGCAGGUUGCGCCGCUCGAGGCGCGAUUGCAAACAUCCCUGGUCAUUGCUGAUGCGAGUGGCAACAAAGGCGACCAACGGACACACCUCAUGCCCGAGAUUUGGCUCGAUACCGCCGUGGAAGGCAACCCAAACUGCAUCGAAAUUCGCAAUCUUACCGCCACCGCCGCCGAUCUCGGCGCGUUAGCCGCCACCAUUGAAGCGGGGGCCAAUUGUCAUGAGCUCCGAUUCUACAACCUCAAAUUCGUUGACGAGGAGGCCUUUCAGCAUAUUCCAUCCCUUCUCCUCGCUGCACCCAUCCAAGUGUUGUGCUUUACCGGUGUCAUGGGCGUCACUCCUGCUCAAUGGGGCGCCCUGCUCUCCGUCAAACCGCUGAUCUCAGAUGAUGCCGACUCUCCCGUCGAGGAGAGCGAAACACAGUUGCAGCAGCUAAGCAUCCGCACCUGUGGGCUUGGCGAUGCCGAUGCAGAGAGUCUGGCCGAGGGCCUGGCAGAACAUUUGCAUCUCAAGACGCUCAACCUCUACUGUAAUCGCAUCACUACCCAAGGUGCCAGUGCCCUCCUGCGCAGCUUGCGUGGAAACAACACGCUCGUUUCCCUGGAUCUCAGUGCAAAUCAUGUCGACGACCGCGCCCUCCCCGUCGUGGCAGAGCUGCUGCAGCGCCUAACCUUGACCCACGAGGAGGUGGUGCGACGGCGCCAUGCGCUUUUGCAGCCCGUUCCCGGCGACGGUCCCGUGGCCUCUCGUCCUACGUCGUCUUCUAAAAGAGGGGGUCGUGAUAACAAGAAAAAAGUGAAUAGCGCUUCUCUCAAGAGCGCCAAAAAAGGCAACAGCGCGAGCAAGCGCGUCAAGUCGCCCUCUGCCAAGUCGCAGCUGGCUGUUUCCGAGCCCAUGCCGGAAACCACCAAACACCCCUUCUUAAUCGACGCCCGACGCGAUGAGGCACGUGUCUGCCCCGUCUUUAACUUUGUCUGGACCUGUGCUGGCAACCAAACGUUGAUCCACUUGAACGUGACGAACAACAAAGUGACCGCCAAUGGCGUGCGCACAUUGAUUCCAGUCCUUGAACAGUUGGCUGAGAACAAUGGCUACACGCCGUUCCCCUUUCAAAUUCUCUGUACUGGACCCAACUUGCCACACGAUUCGCCAGCGUUACAAGAGCUGCUCGAUGCAGGCAAGCCAAAAAAUACGGACGCAGAGGGCGCCAAUGCAACACAGGCCGCCAACGACGUGGCCGCAUAG
Molecule: messenger RNA, 1407 nt
Organism: Monosiga brevicollis MX1
Lineage: Eukaryota; Choanoflagellata; Craspedida; Salpingoecidae
Exons: 12
Coding region: 88-1407 (439 amino acids)
Molecular function (GO): protein binding
Source: RefSeq, a predicted model, not a curated record